UGCUUGGCGGGCCGUCGUGCGCACGCGCGCCCAAGGCGGGCGCGGGGCGUUUGGUCGGGAGGUGCGUUCGGGUCCGCCCGCGCCCUGUGGCAGGCAGGAGGGGGGCGUGCCCCUUACGUGUCCCUCCUUCCCCCCCUUCCUCGGGCGGAGAUCAUGGAAAACACCCAGGUUAUUAACUGGGAUGCCGAAGAGGAGGAGGUCACAGAAAUACCCAGUGGGUCCCUGGGGUAUAGCUUGGAGCCUAUAGGGCGGCUACGACUCUUCAGUAGCACUCACGGACCAGAAAGAGAUUUCCCUCUCUACCUGGGCAAGAAUGUGAUUGGCCGAAGCCCUGACUGCUCUGUGGCCCUGCCUUUCCCAUCCAUCUCUAAACAGCAUGCAGUGAUUGAGAUCUCUGCUUGCAACAAAGCCCCUGUCCUCCAGGAUUGUGGGAGCCUCAAUGGCACUCAACUGGUAAAGCCCCCUAAGGUCCUACCCCCUGGAGUGAGCCAUCGUCUGAGGGACCAGGAGUUAAUUCUGUUUGCAGACUUCCCCUGCCAGUACCAUCGCUUGGAUGUCCCUCCUCCUUUGGUCUCUCGGGGACUUCUAACUGUAGAGAAGACCCCCAGAGUACAGGGAGGAUCCCAAGCCUCCAGAGUUUUGUUGGCUGAGGACUCGGAGGAAGAAGUGGAUUUUCCUUCUGGAAGGUAUAUGGCAAAUGGAUCAAGGAAUCCAACGUCUCCUUCAGCAACAGUAGUUCCAGAAAGUGAUGAAGAGGGGUCUUCUCCAGCCCCAAGUGUCCCUGGGCCUUCUCUGCCCUUUGACUUGGGCAGUGACACAGAUGAAGAGCCGGGUCAGCAUCUGGCAGCAGGGGAGUCCUCUUCAGCUGCCAGGGACGGUGCCGCUGCAGAGGCCGUGGAAGCUAAUGGAGUGACAGCUGGCAUCCAGCUGGCACUGGCUCAGCCUGCUGAGCAAAAGCUCAGGGACACGGAAGUCAAGAGUGAGGCAGGCGAUGGAGCGACUCUGGAGAGGGGCCCCACUGGGGGUGAGGACAGUGACACAGACGUGGAGGAGGGCAAGACUCCACGGGCUGUCCCUCCAGAGAGAAACCACACACCCAUGGUGAUCAACAGCGAUACAGAUGAGGAGGAUGAAGUCUCAGCAGCAGUCACCUUGGCCCAUCUGAAGGAGAGGGGGAUCACUUUGUGGAGCAGAGACCCAGGCGUGGAAGAGGUCAAGUCCCAACCACAGAUCCUUGUAGAACGAAGUCAGAGCGCCUCUGGGAAAGACAGUGACACAGACGUGGAGGAGGAAAAGAGAGAAGUGGUCCCUGACAGCCCCAUGGACAUAGAUGAGGCCCUUCUUGUCACACAUUCAGAGAGCCAGCCUCCCCAUAGACCCAGUGAGGAUGUGGAUAAGGAUGUGGAUAUAUGCCCCCCUGGGGGCCUUCUAGAGGGAGACCAAGCCUCCUCUGCCACAGGAGACAGUGGUGCACAGGUGAAGGAGGAAGUCCCUCCAGAGCCAGCUGUUACCCUGGGGGAAACAUACCAGUUGCCUCUAGAGGAAGCCCAGCCUCCUGAGGAGGCCUGGGAAACAGCUGGGGAGGAAGGCUCAUCUUCAGCGGUGGCAGAUGUAAGGCAGAGCAGGCAGCCAGGAGCAGAAAAUGCUGGGACAGAGUGGGCUGCAACUGCUUGUAAACAGGAGAGCACUCUUGAGAUGGGGGUCCAAGGCAAGUCACCUGCUGCACCCGUGGAGCCAUUGGUGGUGUCUACAGCUACUCCAGGGGAUCCCACCCAGCCACAGAAAAAGGGAGCCCAGACCCCCACAGGGAAGGAGAGAGGAGCACAAAUGGGCAGGACCAAGAAUGCCAAAGACUGCCGUGAUGAAUCUGAAGAUCUGUGCCUUCCGGCUACCCAGUGCUUUGUAAAAACGGAGGACCAGAACUCAGAAGCUGUCCAGAGUUUGGAAGAUGAAGCUACCCAAGUCUUCCCGUGUACUCUUCCCCAAGAGCCUGGACCUUCCUAUCUUAGCUUUCAGACUCCAGGUCCAGGUGCCCUGGAUGUGCCUUGGGAAGUCUUGGCUACACAGCCGUUUUGUCUGAGAGAACCUGAGACCUCUGAACCCCAGCUCAUGGACACCCACCUUGAAGCUCAUGGGUCUCAUCCACCUCUGCCUCGUGCGUCAGCAGGACAGCAGCAUCUGCUCCACACAGAGCCGUUGGGAACUGAAGACAGAGAGAUGCAAACUGUGGAGAAAGCAAUGGGCCACUUGAGUUGCAAGAUGAAACCUGCUGGAGAGGCUUCCAGGGGUGAUCCAGAACUCUCCGGCCAUCACCUGCUUUCUCCAGUUCCUGAAGCUUCUUCUCCACCUCAGAGUCUGCUCACCUCUCAGAGCCAAAAGCAGUCUACACCGCAGCCUCUGUUGUUGACCUCUUCCCCUUCUGAGCUACACCUUCCUGAGACUUUUCACACAAAGCCUCAUGUCAGGCCUCGCCGGUCCUCCAGGAUGACCCCCUCCCCACACUCCUCUGCUGCCCUUAAGCCCUAUACUACCUGCCCCACAAACCUGCCCGCUGCCCCUAGACCAACAUCUCGGGCCACUCGGGGCAGGGCAAAUAGGUCCUCUACCAGGACUCCGGAACUGGUUGUCCCUACAGACUCUGAGCUCCAGCCUCCCGCCUCCACAGAACAGCCUGUCAUCCCCAAACCUACAUCUCCAGUCAUUCAGGGCAGCACAAAUGGUUCCUUUGUUAAAACACACGAACCAGUUGUCCUCACAGGUCCCGAAAUCCAGCCUCCCGCCUCUACAGAACAGCCUGUUACCCCAAACCCCACACCUCAGGCCACUCGGGGCAGGCCACGCAGGUCUUCUGUCAAGACCCCAGAACCACUUACUCCCAUUGGUCCUGACCUCCAGCCUCCUGCCUCCACAGAACAGCCUGUCAUACCAAAACCCACAUCUCAGGCCACUCGGGGCAGGCCAUGCAGGUCUUCUGUCAAGACCCCAGAACCACUUACUCCCAUUGGUCCUGACCUCCAGCCUCCCGCCUCCACAGAACAGCCUGUCAUACCAAAACCCACAUCUAGGGUCACUCGGGGCAGGCCACGUAAGUCUUCUACCAGGACCCCAGAACCAGUUGUCCCCACUGGUCCUGACCUCCAGCCUUCUGCCUCCACAGAACAGCCUGGUACCCCUAACCCCACAUCUAGGGUCACUCGGGGCAGGUCACGUAAGUGUGUCAGGACCCCAGAACCAGUUGUCCCCACUGGUCCUGACCUCCAGCCUCCCACCUCUGAGCCCUCAUCUCAGGACAGGACACAUAGGUCUUCUGUCAGAACUCCUGAAACAAGCAUCCCCACGGCCCCUGAACGGCAGCCUUUCACAUCAAGAGAGCAUCCUGCCCCCAAGCCCACAACUCUGGGCACUUCGGGAAGGACAUGGAAGUCCUCCAUUGAGGAUUCUGAAUCAGUUGGACCAGUAGCCCCUGAUUUUGAGCCUCCCAUCUCCACAGACCUUGUUGCCUCUGAGGUGACAAGUCAGAGCAUAACACUAAAGUCUUCACCACUAAGUGCUUCUCCAGUUUCUGCCACCUCUGAACUCCAGCCUCCUGUCCCCACAGCCCAGCCUGUUCCCCUGGAGCCCAUUCCUCAAGCCAGUCACCGAAGGAGGCGGAAGGCUGCUGGGAAACAAGGCUCCCACACAGUUCCCAUUGACCACAAGCCUUACUCUGCACCCUCUGAACCUGAGUCCCAAUCUUCAGCCAAUCAAGCCUCAGCAUUAGAAACAGAUGAGUCUAUUGCUCCUGAGCCUGCCAUUCCCCAGGUUCCAGAGACCCUCACUCACAUCCCCCCAGUUCAAAAUGAAGCAGCUGGAAGAUCAGGGCUCAUUCCCAAGCCCCAGCCUGAGGCUUCUCGAGCCCGCAAGAAGCCUUCUGCUACCACAACCUCACCACUUCAAAAACGUCCCCGAAGACAAGUUCCCCAGAAGACCAUAGUACCCAAGGAAGAAGACCCUGCAGAAAUGCCAGUGAAGGAAGAGCCUCAGGAGAUAGCAAUUCCAACACCAGGCAAAAGAAAGAGGGAUCGCCGUGCAGAAGAUGAGACCCAGGGAAACCCAAGUCGAAGCCGACGGGCUAAACCUAACCAAGAAACAGUAGCCCCCAAGGUGCUGUUCACAGGAGUCGUGGAUUCUCGUGGAGAGCGUGCAGUCCUGGCUCUGGGAGGCAGUCUAGCCAGCUCAGUAAAUGAGGCCUCUCACUUGGUCACUGAUCGAAUCCGCAGGACAGUCAAGUUCUUGUGUGCCCUGGGGAAGGGGAUCCCUAUCCUCUCCCUGAACUGGCUGUAUCAGUCCAGAAAGGCUGGUCACUUCCUGCCACCUGACGACUACAUGGUGACUGAUCCUGAACAAGAAAAGAAUUUUAGCUUCAGCCUUCGGGAUUCCCUGAGCCGGGCUCGGCAACAAAAACUGCUGGAGGGCUAUGAGAUUCAUGUGACCCCUGGAGUGCAGCCACCCCCACCUCAGAUGGGCGAAAUCAUCAGCUGCUGUGGGGGCACAAUCCUGCCCAGCAUGCCCCAUUCCUAUAAGCCUCAUCGAGUUGUCAUAACUUGCACUGAAGACUUACCUCGCUGUGCUAUCCCAUCUCGCCUGGGGCUGCCCCUCCUCUCUCCUGAGUUCCUCCUGACUGGAGUGCUGAAGCAGGAAGCCACACCAGAGGCCUUUGUCCUUUCCAAUUAGGAAAUGUUCUCUACCUAAAAAAAAAAAAAAUCUACCUCUAUCCUCUCAGACCAGCAAACACUCCUAGAAAACAUUUGAAAAAAGGAACACACACAAUUAAGACUGCACAAGGUGGUCCACACCUUUAAUCUCAGCACUUGGAAGGCAGAAGUAGGCAGAUUUUUGUGAGUUCCAGGCCAGCCAGGGCUACUACAUAGUGAAAUUCUGUCUCAAAAACCAAAAUAAAAAAACAAAACCCCUGAAGACCUAAGAUUGUUUUGAACAACUGCUUUGGGAAUGUGUAUAAGACCAAAGAGUUUUUGAAAAAGGAAAAUGAUUUUUCCCCCUAAGAUGCCCAUUUCUGAACUGGCCAACCCAAGCUGGGGUGCAGUGCUGUCAGAGCACUUGCCGUCAGUGGUGAAGGCCUGGUUCAGCCUGCACCCUGCUGUCUUGGCCCCUUUUCCGUGUCUUCCCAGGAUCCUUACCAGUCCCAGGCGUACCUGACUGAGAAGAUGAGGGUGCCUCACAAGAUAUGUUUUCUGGUUUGUGACUCUCCAGGCUUUUAGUUUUGCUGCACAUGGCCUACUUUUCCAGUGUUUGCUGUUAGCUUUGGUCAUCUCUGUGGUAGGUCAGUGCUCACUUAGCCUGCCUGAUGGUGAAUUUCUAAUAUGAAGUAAGACAGUUUUGAACUUGCACUCAAUUAUCAGUAUCAAUUUAGAGUAAAUCACAUUUAUUUUUAAAAGCUGGUCACUUUCCAGGAUGUGGAGAAAGCAGGACUCUUGGGUAUUUCUGGUGUUUAGUUAGGCCCCUGCAGUCAACCAUUUGAAAGUUCCUUUGGAGUUGAGUGAAAAGCUGGUCCUGGGCAUUUCCAGUAGUCCCUGUAUGUAGAGGCUGAAGCAGGAUGGCCACAAGCUCCAGUUCAGUCUGGGCUACUGAAUAAAACCCUGUCUUAACAGAAAAAGGGUUUUGUUUGUUUGUUUUGUGUUAGCUUGCAUCAGCUCUAUGGUAGGUAAGCACUCAUCUGGUCGGCCUGAUUACCAUAUGACUCAGCAAUCUGGCUCUGCCCCCUGUGCUUGGCCUCUGAUUCCAGCAGUACAGGUAGGGGCAAGUAGGAUCAGAAGUUCAAGGUCAGCUUUGACUACAUAGCAAAUUGGAGGCCAGCCUAAAGCUAUUAGAGACUCAAAAAUGAAAAACAGGCACUUGAUAAGUGGUUUGUUUUUUUUUGGGGGGGGUCUCUAUGGUUGCUAGGCAAUCACUUUGCCACUAAGCCUCAUUCCCAGCCCCUUAUUACUUUUCAAGAUAGCCAUAUAUACAAGUACUGUAGACGGCUGGGCAGUGAUGGCGCACAACUUUAAUCCCAGCACUUGGGAGGCAGAGCAGGUGGAACUCUGAGUUAGAGGCCAGCCUGGUCUACAGAGUGAGUUCCAGGACAGCCAGGAUACACAGAGAAACUCUGUCUCAAAAUGCCAAACAGAAACUGUACAUUUGUUCAGCAAGGGUGAGCAUAUAAAUGUGCUGUGUGCACAAAAAGGAAUGCUCAGACAUGAAGUAUUUGAGGGUGAGUGUCAAGAAGACCCUAAGUAAAAGGCCUAGACACAAAGGACACAUUUGAUUCCAUCUGCAUGAUAAAUCCAGAAUGGGUGAAUUCACAAAGAUAAGAACAGAUCAGUGCGUCCCAGACUCUUGAGGACAGGGGAGCUGCUCAGGGAGUCUACUAGCAUUUCAUUGUGAGGAGUAUUGGAGCCAGAAAGAAAGAGGUUGUACAUAAUGCAGAAUAUUAAUGCUACUGUACUGUCUCUUUCUAUGUGAAUUUCGCUUCAAUAAAAAUAUAGUUGCUUGCUUUGUAUGUUUUUCUGCAAUGAACUAUGUAUAUAAGCUUCCAGAACUAUUCUGGGUACAUAUAGCCUACUUCCUCUGCAGCUGGUCGGCAUCAAAGUUGGCCUGCUCAAACUAGGCACCUGCUUUACAACUCAUUCACACCGAUGCUAUAUGCUGUGUCUGUUUUUUCCUUUUGGGAGUGCUGGGGAUUCAGCAAUGCUACUGAAAUAAAUGCUUACAUUAAA
Messenger RNA from Mesocricetus auratus (golden hamster), 6755 nucleotides. RefSeq names its product mediator of DNA damage checkpoint 1 (gene Mdc1). The transcript has 15 exons. NCBI's taxonomy places the organism in Eukaryota, Metazoa, Chordata, Mammalia, Rodentia, Cricetidae. Gene Ontology annotation, biological process: positive regulation of transcription initiation by RNA polymerase II. The coding region runs from base 154 to 4713 and encodes 1519 amino acids. Gene Ontology annotation, cellular component: nucleus. The record is from RefSeq and is a predicted model, not a curated record. Gene Ontology annotation, molecular function: protein binding.